Molecule: messenger RNA, 792 nt
Organism: Rhizopus microsporus ATCC 52813
Lineage: Eukaryota; Fungi; Mucoromycota; Mucoromycetes; Mucorales; Rhizopodaceae
Product: cysteine proteinase
Exons: 6
Coding region: 1-792 (263 amino acids)
Biological process (GO): protein K48-linked deubiquitination
Cellular component (GO): nucleus
Molecular function (GO): ubiquitin binding; cysteine-type deubiquitinase activity
Source: RefSeq, a predicted model, not a curated record
AUGUCUUCUGAAGAACCCGUACUUUCUGAUGAGCAAAUCCUCGAGUUUGAACAACAAAUUAAAGACGAAGAAGCCCAAAGGGUUCCUCUUGUAUGUCAGGACGAGCCUAUCAGUAAGCUUGAAGAAGAGUUUAAAGAUAAUCAGCAAUUUUUAAACAAGAUUAAAAAUCUGGCACAGGAACAUGAUCGUAUUAGGAGAUGUCGUGGUGAUGGCAACUGUUUCUUUAGAGCUAUUGCGUUCAGCUGGUAUGAAAAGGCUAUGAACGACAUCAGUAACUAUGACACCAAUCUUGCCAGACUCAAAGAAUCAUGCAGCUUAUUAGAAUAUGCCCAAUUUCAAAAACUUGCUUAUGAGGACUUUUAUGAAGUAGCAUGUGAACAGUUUGAAAGAUUGGGUGAAUACAGAAAUGAUCCUGAUAUGUUACUCGUAAACUUUCAAUCAUAUGAGAUCAGCAAUACGAUUAUCACGUACUUUAGGUUUGUCACGUCUGCUUAUCUUCGUAUUCAUUCAGCUGAAUAUGAACCAUUCAUUGUUGAUGAAAUGAUCUCUAUCGACGAGUUUUGUUCAAGAAAUGUAGAAGCAUUUGGUAGUGAGUCUGACCACUUGCAGAUUAUUGCUAUCAGUAAGGCAAUGGACAUUCCAAUUCACAUUGUCUAUUUGGAUGGUGGAAUGGAGGACAAGGCAACUGUACAUGAGUUCUGGCCAACGGAAAAGGAUGAAUUGGAAAGAACAAAGAUUCCCAUCAAGUUACUGUACAGGCCAGGACACUACGAUAUUCUCUAUCAAAAGUAA